AUGGCCAGCACAGUAAGCUCCAGUACCAGCACUGCCAGCUCAGAACUGUCUUCACUGUCAGAGAACAUCAAUAAUGCUGCUGACAUCUCUGUUAUUGUCAUCUAUUUCGUGGUGGUGAUAGCUAUUGGAGUGUGGGCAAUGUUGAAGACAAACAGAAGCACUGUUGGAGGCUUCUUCUUGGCAGGUCGAGCUAUGACCUGGUGGCCGGUAAGUGGGUCAGAAGUUUCUGGAGAUAUACAUUGAUUGAAAAGGGCAGGGACAGGAGCCGGGACAGGGGCAGCAGCAGGCAGAUUUCUUUGGACUCCAUCGUUUCUCUUGUUGCUGGUUCUGGGGUGGUUCUUUGUCCCCAUCUACAUCAAGGCAGGGGUGAUGACCAUGCCAGAAUACCUCAGGAAGCGGUUUGGUGGGAAGAGGCUUCAGAUCUACCUAUCAGUCCUCUACCUCUUCAUCUGUGUGGCUUUGAGGAUCUCAUCAAACAUAUUUUCUGGAGCCAUAUUCAUAAAGCUGGCAUUCGGACUGGACCUUUACCUGUCGAUCUUCAUCCUUUUGGCUAUCACUGCUGUUUUCACAAUCACUGGGGGCUUGGCAUCCGUGAUUUACACAGAUACUAUCCAGGCCAUUAUCAUGUUGAUUGGAUCUUUCAUCCUCAUGGUGUUUGUUGUAUCAGUCAUUGUACAGCGCUGCUUAUGUGGCAAGAACAUGUCCCAUGUGAAGGCUGCCUGCAUAGUGUGUGGGUACCUGAAGCUGCUGCCCAUAUUUUUCAUGGUAAUGCCAGGGAUGAUCAGCCGCAUCCUGUACACAGCAGAUAUGGUGGCCUGUGUUGUGCCUUCUGAGUGUGUAAAGCAGUGUGGUGUUGACAUUGGUUGCACUAACUAUGCCUACCCAAUGAUGGUGCUGAAACUGAUGCCCAUGGGACUUCGAGGCCUGAUGCUGUCAGUCAUGUUGGCCUCUCUCAUGAGUUGCCUGACCUCCAUCUUCAACAGUGCCAGUGCCCUGUUCACCAUGGAUCUCUACACCAAGAUUCGGAAGAAGGCAUCUGGGAGAGAGCUCCUGAUUGCUGGACGGCUGUUUGUCACUGUAUUAAUUGUCACCAGCAUCUUGUGGGUCCCAAUAGUAGAAGUAUCUCAAGGUGGACAACUGAUCCACUAUACAGAAUCAAUUUCUAGCUACCUUGGGCCUCCUAUUGCAGCUGUCUUCCUGCUUGGCAUCUUCUGUAAAAGGGUCAAUGAACAAGGUGCAUUCUGGGGUCUGAUGGUUGGACUUGUGAUGGGCCUUAUCCGUAUGAUUGCAGAGUUUUCUUAUGGGACAGGGAGUUGCCUGGUCACCACUAACUGUCCCAAGAUCAUCUGUGGAGUGCACUAUCUAUAUUAUGCCAUCAUUCUCUUUUCCGUGUCUGUGUUGGCUACUCUGGGAGUUUCUUUGUUAACAAAACCCAUUCCUGAUGUACAUCUGUAUCGCCUGUGCUGGACUCUUCGGAACAGUGAGGAGGAAAGAAUCGAUUUAGAUGCAGAAGAUAAAAGGGAGGAAGGAGCUGAUAAUGAGACUGAAGAGGUUCUCCAGAUAUGGAAGGACACUACUUACGAGCCAGAAUCUGGAGAGGACAUUUUUGCUACAUCAUUCCUUGGUACAAAGUGA
This is a messenger RNA of Peromyscus maniculatus bairdii (prairie deer mouse), 1635 nucleotides long. Lineage: Eukaryota; Metazoa; Chordata; Mammalia; Rodentia; Cricetidae. The record is from RefSeq and is a predicted model, not a curated record.